Messenger RNA from Exaiptasia diaphana, 497 nucleotides. RefSeq names its product E3 ubiquitin-protein ligase MARCH6. Lineage: Eukaryota; Metazoa; Cnidaria; Anthozoa; Actiniaria; Aiptasiidae. Gene Ontology annotation, cellular component: endoplasmic reticulum membrane. The annotation marks the transcript as partial. The record is from RefSeq and is a predicted model, not a curated record. The transcript is spliced from 5 exons.
AAUAUCUGUUUCUCUUUUUGCAGUGAAAAUGUUCUGAUGGAUUGUAUCCGUGGCUGUUUUGUAGUUGCAUGUACACUUUGUGCCUUUAUUAGUUUAGUAUGGCUCAGAGAGCAGAUUGUAUUGAAUGGUGGCCCUGAAUGGUUACAUCAACAAAUAGAUCCAAUAGCACGUUUACCAGGCCACCUCUUUGAUGGACAACAAGGGGGAGAUCAGGCAGGUGAAGACGGUGAUCAAAAUGGUGCAAAUCCCGAUCAAGCAGAAGCUGGAGUACAAGCAAAUGCCGAAGAUAUUGAUGAUGAUGACAAUGACGCUAAUCAAGCGAUGGAUAAUGCAGUUGUUAAUAAUGAUGAGAACAAUUGGAAUCCCGUGGAGUGGGAAAGAGCAGCUGAAGAACUGACCUGGGAAAGAAUGCUUGGUUUAGAUGGCUCAUUGGUGUUUCUGGAACAUGUCUUCUGGGUUGUUUCUCUCAAUACAUCAUUUAUAUUAGUCUUUGGUAA